Messenger RNA from Marasmius oreades (fairy-ring Marasmius), 1527 nucleotides. RefSeq lists its product as uncharacterized. The transcript is spliced from 2 exons. The record is from RefSeq and is a predicted model, not a curated record. Bases 1 to 1527 code for a protein of 508 amino acids. Lineage: Eukaryota; Fungi; Basidiomycota; Agaricomycetes; Agaricales; Marasmiaceae.
AUGAAUGACCUAUACCAUCAAACAAUCGAGGAACUUGCCAAUAAAGUUUUACGACUCCAGAUGGAAGAUAGUCCAAGCCGACGCCGCACUUAUUCUUCCUCGUCAGCACUGGCAGUGACGGAGGCACCUACUCGAGGUGCUGCUACUAUCUCUUCAUCCGACAUUCAUGUAGAGUGUGUUCUUGGGUUACCGGUAGCACACACAUCUCCUUUUCAAAAGCUUCCACAAGAGUUAUUGGUCGACGUCUUUGCGCAAGCCUGUGAAGGAGCAUGGCUCCUAAUGGAUGUGGCAAGAGUCCCAACACUCUUCUCUUUACUUAUGGUGUGUGUUCAUUGGCACAAGGUUAUUCUUUCGACCCCAUCCUUGUGGUCAACCAUUCGUGUGAAAAUGACCUCAAGGAUGAAAAGAACAGAGGACCUUAGUCGGGCGUUGUCACGGCUCACCAAGUUGGUGCGGUUAUACCUGCAUCGUUCCGGAUCCAGCCCUCUUACUAUGGUUUUGCAUCUUCAUAUUCCUUUUGUCACUGAACGUGAUGGAUUUCUAGGCGUCCUCGCUCAAAGCGCAAACCGCUGGAAAUCCGUCGCACUCUUGUCUGUAAAAUACCCUCCACUCCAACACAUACUUCCACACUCGUCUUUCCUCGAAAACCUUCAAAUAAAGGAUUACUCUGUAGGUGACAGCUCUCUUGAUUUGAGUGGGUGUGGAUCCCUCAUUUCCUUCGGAUGCUUUGGUCCACUAUCCCCUACACGAAUAAUUCUACCAUGGAAACAGUUGAAAAAAUUGGACCUCGACAUUGGCACAGAUCACCGAGAUUAUAAUCCAUUUUUGGUUCCAGUCUUGGACCUGUGUCCUCAGCUUGAUACCCUCUCUCUGUUCAUCUCUUACACAGGGUAUCCACUCGGGGAUCCCAUAGUCCACUCUCGCAUCCAGCGAUUGCAAUUGCGCUCCGUCAGAUCUGCCUCCGAUUUUUUUUCUAUCUUCCGACGUUUUUCAUUUCCCAGCCUAUCUACAUUGAUCAUCGGUGGCCAUUCGUACGCUUGGAACAUCAAUAUCGAACCUUUCAGAGACUUCCUCGUUCGUUCGUCGUGUAUCAUUACCCAUCUGGAUCUCGGGCCAAGGCCGGCGUCCGACGAGAAGGUUUUAUCCUUAUUACAGCUUCUCCCUUCAUUGGUAUCGCUGCGCAUUGAAGAGUGGCGCCCGCCACCCUACAUACACAUUAAUCAUCAGGCCCUUCUGAACGAGAUAAUCACACCUAAAUUUCUAUCGGCACUAUCCUUCACGGAUCCCCCGUUGAUUCCGCGGCUAAGGGACGUGACAUUCGCCCUUCACGGGAGGUCUUUGAAUGAAGAGGCACUGGUAACCUCCAUCACGUCGAGAAGCCCUGGGAAGGCGACUGAAUUAGGCGUUGAAUGCCUGAGGUCGCUCACAGUCGAGAUAUUGGACAAGGUGCCUCUUUCUUCGAAGAGUUCCUUUCAGCAGAUCAGAGAUGUUGGGAUUUACGUGAAUACGUUCCAAGAUGCAGAAUGA